CCCCGCUCUAAACGGAGCGGCUCCUCGGGACGCGGCUGGGCACAGUGACUGGGGAGCGCCCGGGGAGCCCGGCCGCCUCUGCCCUGGAUCUCCCGCGGCGCCCGCCGGCCCCUGCCCCGGGGAGGGCCCCGCCCCGGCCCGCCGGCAGGUGACCCCCGGCCGCCGGCUGGAGCAGGACCUGACCCGAUGGGCAGCAGCCUCCGCUCCGGCCCCUGCCCCGCGUCUCCGCCCGGGAACGCGCCGCGUGUCCCCCAGACCAGCCCGCGCGGCUCCCGCCUCCCCGCUGCAGCGUGUCCCGCACCCCGGCCCGCCCCGGCGCUCCGCGCGCCCGGCCCCGCCGCCUGACGCCUACCCGGGCCGCCCAUGGAUGUCGCCGCCGGCCCCGAGUCCCUGGAACGCUGCUUCGGCCGGGGCCCGCCGGACCGCGCCGAGAUGCUGGACGGCAUCAAAAUGGAAGAUCACCCGCUGCGCUCGGGCGCUGCCACCUUGGGCGUGUUGCUGGGGUCAGAGUGUCAGAACCAGGCGGUUUGCGAGGGCUGCCAGCGGCCGAUCUCAGACCGUUUUCUGAUGCGAGUGAACGAAUCUUCCUGGCACGAAGAGUGUUUGCAGUGUGCAGUGUGUCAACAAGCCCUCACCACCAGCUGCUACUUCCGGGAUCGAAAACUGUACUGCAAACAGGACUACCAACAGCUAUUUGCUGCUAAGUGCAGUGGCUGCAUGGAAAAGAUCGCCCCAACAGAAUUUGUGAUGAGAGCCUUGGAAUGUGUUUACCACUUAAGCUGCUUCAGUUGCUGUGUCUGUGAACGACAGCUGAGGAAAGGAGAUGAAUUUGUUCUGAAGGAAGGACAAUUGCUCUGCAAAAGUGACUAUGAAAAAGAAAAAGACUUGCUGAGCUCUGUGAGCCCCGAUGACUCAGACUCAGUUAAAAGUGAUGAUGAGGAUGGAGAUGUUAAACCAACCAAAGGACAAGCAAACCAAGGAAAAGGGAGUGAUGAUGGAAAAGACCCAAGGAGACCCAAACGACCAAGGACAAUACUUACAACGCAGCAGAGAAGAGCAUUCAAAGCAUCCUUUGAAGUGUCUUCAAAGCCAUGUAGGAAGGUCAGAGAAACACUAGCAGCUGAAACAGGACUCAGUGUGCGAGUUGUCCAGGUCUGGUUUCAGAACCAAAGAGCAAAGAUGAAGAAACUAGCACGGAGGCAUCAGCAGCAGCAGGAGCAGCAAAAUUCUCAGCGACUAGGGCAAGAAGUAAUGUCCAACCGAAUGGAAGGAAUGAUGACAUCUUACACACCACUUGCACCACCACAGCAGCAGAUUGUAGCAAUGGAUCAAAGCAGUUAUGGCACGGACCCAUUCCAGCAAGGUCUUACCCCUCCACAGAUGCCAGGAGACCACAUGAACCCCUAUGGAAACGACUCCAUUUUUCAUGAUAUCGACAGUGAUACCUCUUUGACUAGCUUGAGCGACUGUUUCCUUGCCUCCUCAGAAGUUAACUCCAUGCAGGCUAGAGUAGGAAACCCCAUUGACAGGCUGUACUCUAUGCAGAGCUCAUAUUUCGCCUCAUGAAAAUAAUAAUAAUAAAGAAAACAAAUAGCUGGUGUAUCUUUAGCAAGUGACUUUUUGCAGAGCAGACUCUACAGCCAUAUGUUGCCCAGCUCUUCCUUCACAGUGACUCCUGCCGCCUCUGGACUGCCACGAGCAUUUUUAGGAGGACCAUAUAUUACAUCAAUCAAUCAACCCACCAACCCCCCGCCCCCACUCACACAUAGACAUCCUCAGUUAUCCAGCUUGGACCAGGCCUGGGACGAAUGGAACACCCAGCUCUCCAGCAGCCCUGGGUUUGGUUUGAGCUCCGCAUUGUAAAGGAAAUGACUGUGUGAAAAGCUAGACCUUUUUCCUUCUUUCUUUCUUCCUUUCGUUUGGAUAUUUAAACUUUUUUUUAAAAGCCACUGAGACUGACAUCAGUCGACCAUAUGACGAAUAAAUCAAAGAAACUGGAGACUCCUCCCCUUUCUUAUUGCAUGACUCAUGCUAUGUUGUGGAUAAAUUGCCAUUUGAACUGUGAGACGUUAAUGUAAAUGUGACGUUCAACAUUUGUUUCCUUUCUACACUUUUUCUACAUAACCCUCAAUCUGCUCCUUAGUUUAUAGCCCUUAUACUGUAUGAUACUUAGAAAAACUGGUUAACAAGAAGCCUUGUGGCAAAGCCAGUGAUUUCAUAAUUGAAAAAGGUCUAUGACCCUGGAGAGAAGCUGCAUGUUAGGGACAGAUGCAUUUAGAUUAGUAUUAAUCUUGAAUAAUUAAAACAAAAGGUGCUUACACGACACAGAGCUUUAUUUAAUUUUUAAUGUGUGAGAAUAAACAUUUACUUUUAUUUGUAAGUAAUUUAGUGCCAACUUUCAAGCCUAGACUGUGAUUGGCAACCACGUGUUGUUCAUUCUGUUCUGUUUAUUUAGGUUUUGCAUGAGACAUAAAUGUGCUACACUCCAUUGUCCAUCUGGAACAAUUAAGACCUCCUUUAAUUAAUUUUCUUCCUUUGUCAAGGAAAGCGCAGGAUCUAAACUCCUAGCCCAGACCCUGAGACGUGUCCUUGACAUGUGCACCAAGUGACAAAGAACCCAGAGAGCAUGAGGCUCUGGCACGAGCCUGAGUCUGAUCUCACUGAUGCAAGUUUCACACAUUGAUGUGACUCUCUGUUGCCUCCAGUGGUUACUCCAGACCUACACUAGCGAAAUGGGAGGAGACCCGGGCUCAUUAUGCAGAGAUAAAGAGGACUGUCUCAACAGCCCUUGCUGAAGUUUGAGCAGCCAUUAUAGAUUUUUGUAGGGCAUAAAACAUGAUAAAUAAUAAUAUUCUAGUUAUAAAUAUUGCCUGCAGACAAUAAUUAUCAGGUGGAGAGCCAGACAAAUAUGCCCAUGUCUCGUAACGGAGAAGACUUAGUGAGGAACAAUUUGGCAAGGUAAUAGAAGUAAUGAUAGGGUGUGUUCAAAAACGAAUAAAGAUGGGUGAGGAGGGAAAAGUUAGGUAUGUCAGGCCCAUUCUUAAAUAAAUGUGUUCAAAACACUGACCAUACCAGUGAAAACCAAGUUCAACGUGCUGGUUAAUUUAACUCCUGGCGUGUGACGCAUGGUGCAGGCUCAGGGGCUGCAGUCACACAUAAGAUUCAGUGCACUAUGCAAAAAUUCUUAAGCACUCAGAGGUGUCUGGCAUAUAGCCAUGAGGCCCUCCAUGCCACUUUGAUGGGCCACAGGCAGCCAAAAAUGUAACAGACUCCACAGCCUCGUUACAUUCGGGGCAGCGUAUGUAUGUUCCAGUUUCCUGGGAUAGUAGCACUGCCUGCUCAGGAUAGGGCCCGGCUGUCAUGGGAGCUGCCCAUGAAAAGUUAAGCACCCUUUUCUGAACCAGAAAGGGCUACUUCUUGCUUCCCAAAGGGGUGAAUACCAAGUAGGGCAAGAAAGAGCCGAGUCAGCCAAAAAAGGACCUGCAUUGCUCUGUGGCAAAUGGUAUAACUCAUCUGGGACACAGAUUUAAAACAAAAGAGGGCAAGAGAGCACUUUUUACAUCACAGGUGAUUAUUAACUCUCCCCACUUCACUAAACAUGGGGAAAACAGAGCCACAUCCCAUCCAGGGGUGGCAAAGCAAACAAAAGUGUUCAUUCCAAACAAGCAUGGGUGGAGCUCAGAAACCAUUUUACGCCUUUCUUAAAACCCAGCUUCCAUGGCCAGGAGAAACACAAGCAUUUGCACCUUGGUGAGGUGAGGAAAGGCUCCAUUGGGAAAGGAAGUCUUCAUAUCAUGCAGGAGAGAUGGCACGGCUGGAGGUCUCCCUUCUGCUCUGCUGCCCACAGCACAGUGUCCCAAGUCAGGCAGAAGGGCCCUCUCGCUUGAACACACAGACACACCCCCGGGUUGCUCCAUUCUUUCUAGUCCACUCCAGCCCCAGACGUUCUGGGCUAACAAAGCUCAAGCCAUCUCCUUGCUACUGCAUGUAGCUCUCCUACCUUGAACAGGAAGUAGCCCAAAUUGCAACCUGCCAGUCUCACAGCAGUCACGGGUCAAUCACAACUGCAUGCAUUCUGCAGAGCCCCUUUUUAUCUCCUGGGGCGGGGGGAAGGAGCGGCUUUACCAGUUAAAGCAGGGCUUGGGAGCCCAUUGGAUAUCUUCUGCCAAUUGGGAGGAAAAGGCUUGACUACCUUUGUUCUAACCCAGGCAUCACCAAUUUUUCCCCUUACGCUGUACCAAAAAACACCCCUGCUCACACUAGCUGGUAUCUGUAAAGAACUCAGGUGACCUGGAUAUUUCCAUUGCAUUAGGAGCCAGAAUUUGAGCAUUUCUCAUGUGGUACAUUGGAAACAUUUGUAACUACCCACCUCACAGGAUUAAUCCCACCCCCAGCAAAUAUCGCUUUUCUCAGAGCAGGAGUGUCUUCACAAGCUCCAGCCUCUGAUGUUUAUGGCAUCUACACACCAUCACAGGAUCCCACCAGUCAGACCUCCUCUUUUACCAGUGCAGAAUCAAAGGCCAUAAUUAGUGAAUGUUGAGACUUGUCUGAGCACUGUAAUGUGCCCCACAGUCUGGAGACUCCCCUGCUCCAUGUCUACCUCUGGUUCUGGGCUGGAUGUUGAAAAAAUCCACUUCCAAGAAAGGAAUCAGCAAGCCCGCUUUGGAGCUCAAGUAUCGAUAACCCUUCUGCUGCUCUUGGGAUGGCACUAUACCACCUCGGCAUGUAUUGCAAUGUAGGUAUAAAUAUACUCUCGGCUGUGCCUUUGGUGUGUUGUAUGGCAAUGCUUAGCCAUGUGUUCCCCCAUAUUAUGCUCUAGUUGGUGCCAAGUGCAUUGUACAUGCGAUCUCUUGGCCAACAUGGCUAACUAUAUUUCCAGUGCCAGGGUGAACUGAAGCCAAUCAAGAGGGGGAUGCACUUUUAAAAGCAUGGCCAGUCACUUCGAGCAGGCCAGUGAUAUCUGGCAAAGGCCAAAGUUCAUUAAAGCAAAAUAAAUGUCACUCUUAUUUGUAGUACGGAUUAUCCCACAGGAGCGUGAUCAUUGUGGUUUUAACCCGGGACCUGCAGUAAAAUAUUAUAAAGCAACCUCUGACCUUUUUGAUUUCUGGUUUACUCUUGUAUUGUCAAGGGAAAUGUCACUGAUCAGGUGAAAGUAAAAUGUGUAAUGGGCCAUACAGCAAUAAUAUCUUACACUGAGUCACAUUGAUAAAUUCUUGCCCAAAACUCUUAGCAUCUGGCAGUUUCACAGAAACCACAAAUAGUGAUUGUACAUAUGGGAGUUUGAAGGGUAGAGGUCAUGACAGCAGUUUAUUACAUGUACCUUACAGUGAUAAUUCUCUCUAGCAAUUUAACCUCUCUCUCGUAUAAAUACAUCAAGUGAGCUCUUCAUAGCAUUUCAAUCAUGCUGUUUUGGCUAAAGAAGGAAUACUUAGGCUAAAGCAGUGACAAGAUGCAAUUAACUAAAAGAAGAUUGAUUAGGUUUGUGUUCACGCAAUAAUAUUGAACGAAAGGUUAUCAUAAUGUGAACAUGCUAAAUGAUAGCUUCCUCAGAAGUCUGUAUUGUGCAAAUGAUCAAUUCUGUGCCCAAAAGUGAUGCUAGCACACUGCAAUAUUUUCCUGCAUCAGAUGCGGUAACUAAUUGAUGCAGUAUUUAGCCCCUGUACUCACAGACCAGCACACGCUUUUAACCUAGUAACUAGCGUGUUUCCAUUUCAUUGUGUCACUGCCAAUGGAAGAAUUCCCCCACAACGUGCAGCUCAUCUCAGGCCUAUACUAACCACAGUCUCAGUAUGAUGCUGAGGAGAGGGACUUACUUUCCAAAUAAUUGGCUUUAUGAUGCUAAAUGUGUUUCAUGCCCACCAAGUAGGAGAUAAUUAUGGUGCUGUCAGUAAAAUAAUUUUUGUUUGCCAUCCAGGGCUGGC
Molecule: messenger RNA, 5921 nt
Organism: Malaclemys terrapin pileata
Lineage: Eukaryota; Metazoa; Chordata; Testudines; Emydidae
Gene: LMX1B
Product: LIM homeobox transcription factor 1 beta
Exons: 8
Coding region: 364-1566 (400 amino acids)
Biological process (GO): neuron differentiation; regulation of transcription by RNA polymerase II
Cellular component (GO): nucleus
Molecular function (GO): DNA-binding transcription factor activity, RNA polymerase II-specific; RNA polymerase II transcription regulatory region sequence-specific DNA binding
Source: RefSeq, a predicted model, not a curated record